UCAGAACUCAACAACUUCUCUUAACAACCCUCCUCUCAACCUAACCCCUGACACCAUGGCUUGCUGUUCCACCAGUUUCUGUGGAUUUCCCAUCUGUUCCUCUGCUGGGACCUGUGGCUCCAGCUGCUGCCAGCCAACCAGCUGCCAGACCAGCUGCUGCCAGCCAACCUCCAUCCAGACCAGCUGCUGCCAGCCCAUCUCCAUCCAGACCAGCUGCUGCCAGCCAACCUGCCUCCAGACCAGUGGCUGUGAGUCCGGCUAUGGCAUUGGUGGCAGCAUUGGCUAUGGCCAGGUGGGCAGCAGUGGGGCUGUGAGCAGCCGCACCAGAUGGUGCCGCCCUGACUGCCGUGUGGAGGGCACCAGCCUGCCUCCCUGCUGUGUGGUGAGCUGCACAUCCCCAUCCUGCUGCCAGCUGCACUAUGCCCAGGCCUCCUGCUGCCGCCCAUCCUACUGUGGGCAGUCCUGCUGCCGCCCAGCCUGCUGCUGCCAGCCCACCUGCACUGAGCCCAUCUGCGAGACCACCUGCUGUGAGCCCACCUGCUAAAAGCCAGGAUGCUGAUUUUCAACUUGAAAGUUCAACUUCCAACUCAGUCCAUGAACUAAUUAUCUCUUCUACCAUCCUUGGACCAUUUACAAGUUCUUGAACUUUAAUCAAAAUUUUAUGAAGGGUUACCAAAUAUUUGGACUUAAUAGACUUAUCUGAUUCCAUUCAAUACUAACAAAAUGUUGAUUUCUCCACUAAGUUGACCGAAAUACAAAUAUGACCCAAUAAAUGCGAAAAACCAGUUUGAGUUGGGAUUGACCUUCAGCAAGCCUCCUCUUCACAGCUCAUUGCUGCCAAAGCUGAGGAAGAACCAUCUCUCCUUCUCAGAUACAUUCACUUCCUAAACUCCACCAUUUUGCAAAUUGCAUUUCUUAUGAAAAGGGAAUAAUAUACCAAGAUCUAAUAAAAUAUAUACAUUUGAUAACAGCAAA
Molecule: messenger RNA, 975 nt
Organism: Cervus elaphus (red deer)
Lineage: Eukaryota; Metazoa; Chordata; Mammalia; Artiodactyla; Cervidae
Product: keratin, high-sulfur matrix protein, B2B
Exons: 1
Coding region: 56-544 (162 amino acids)
Cellular component (GO): keratin filament
Source: RefSeq, a predicted model, not a curated record